GAUUCAUAGGAUUGGGGUUUAAUGGUUUUCGAAGAAAUCUGGGUUAAAGUGUGUUCGUGUGUUCUCUAAAUUUGAUUCACUAAACGUGGGUUUCGAAAAAUUGAAUUCUGUGUAGCUAUGAUCUUGUGGCAUAAGGCAAACUGAUUCCUGAAGUUGGAACAUCGUUCUCUGGUUCAGUAGAGAACCGACGAACACCCUUCCCCAUCUCCGACGAUGUUGUUUUUCUGCUUAGGACACAAGUUUGUUUUGUUUUUUUUCUCUUAAACUUUCAUACUUUCACACACUCAUAAGUUUACACACAUUACACAUAUAUAUAGGAGAUUUCUUCUACUCACCAUACCCACUCUCUUAGACCUUAAACUUAGUCACUAUUUAACCUUACUUCUAGACAUUAGACUUAGGGAUACAAGCAACCUUACACAACCUUACCUUAGCCACUAACAACCCCAACUACUCUACCUCAAGUACUUAGCUAGAAUAAGCUACUUCUACGAAUGGGCCACAACAAAACAUACUUCACCACUUUGGGCCUACACAACUUCAUCAGCCCAAUAAGAUAAAACAUAAAACCCACUUCUCUUGUCUUCUUCUUCUUCUUCUUCUUCUUCUUCUUCUCACGUCUCUCUCUUACGUCGUCUUCUUCUUCUAGUUUCCAAUCUUCUUGUUCUUCAUCAUUGUUGUUUCCUUCUCACUGAUGUUCUUCUUCUUCUUUGCAGGAUCAAUCGGAGAGUUCAAUCUCAACAGACGACCAUACCCUCGAUACAGUAGCUGCUCCGCUCAUCAACGUCCAUUUCGCCGCCUUUAGCCGUCAACGUUCUCUGGUUCUGUUGCCGUACAAAAUUCUUAAAGGUUAAUUAGAUAAGACCUAAAACGGCGACGUGUAAGCUGUCGUCUUCUUGACCUUUUUGGUGAACUCCUCCUUCCUCUCUAUCGGCUAUCGCUCGCUGCGUCUCUGUGUCUUGUUGCUUGGAGCAAGCUCUCCAGCGCUCAAGAAUAGAUAAAAUAAAAUUAUGGAUUCAGAUGCAUGGGAAAUUAUCCAUAUACCUGAAAAGCCUUCAUUGUCACCUGACCAUCAGCCCACUGUGAAGGUAUAUGCUAGCCUAAUCAAACCCAGAUUUGCCAAUACGAUAGUGAGGCAUUUAUGUAAGAUUGCUCCUCUAGAAGAUCUUCGUCAUGUUAAAAGGGUGAAGAAGAAGAUUCUGCCAGAUUGCGGUGAAACUCAGUUGACUGUCAUCUUAUGUCUAGCACCUGAGCACAACGAUCAGUUGAGUGACAUGCCACCUGAUGUGCAGAGACUCGUUGAUCCCUAUGAGUUGAGUCCUUUUAUUACACAAGUAUGCAAAUAUGCUGCGGUAUCCAAAGAAGAGUGGGAAGAACAAAGUAAGAUAUGGCCUACUUCAUUUCAUCCACCAACCUACAAUAUAGAUGGCAUCGGUGGGUUCAGCGAGGAGGAAACACAAUCAAUCUGCAAGUUCAUGAGAGUUGUUAUUGAUAUGGCAGUAUCUGGUCAUACACCACUUGUGAAUGCUGCAGUGAUAGUUGAUCCUUCAGUUAGGCGAAUAAUAGCUAGUGAAACUGAUCAAGUAUAUGCAUCAUCUGCUCCUCGUGACAUGACUAGCGCAGAGACCAGGCCCUUCGAGGAAACAGGGGAAAUAUGUUUAAAUGACACACUUGAAAAACAGAAUGGUUCAUUGUCUGCUCUUUCUUGUCUGAAUCCCUGGCAAUGGAGUUUGCAGCCGCAUGACACUGAAAAUUGUAGCCAGUGGCAUCCUCUUAGGCAUGCUUCCAUGGUUGCCAUUGAAUCCUCUUCUGCCAGAGAUAGAAAUCUGUUUCCCAAUCCAUCCAAGAUUUUUGAUCAGGAUCAUGUUCCGCCCUCAAAUACAGAUUCUCCGGCUAAAAAGCAGAAAACAAGCAGUCAGAGUCCAGACGUCCAAAAUGACAGCAGAGAAGAGACUGUUAGAGAUCCUUCAAUGGAAAGGCCGUACCUCUGCACUGGUUAUGACAUUUUCCUCCUGUUGGAGCCUUGUACAAUGUGUGCUAUGGCGCUUGUGCAUCAAAGAAUAAAACGGAUUUUCUAUGCUUUUCCAAACACCACGGCAGGUGGUCUCGGGAGUGUUCAUAGACUUCAAGGGGAAAAGAGUUUGAACCAUCAUUAUGCAGUGUUUAGAGUUUUGCUGCCUGAUGACGCACUUAGACAAAUGACCACGGUCUAAUGCAUUGUUGUAGUCGAUUGAUAAUCAGGUUCUGGGUGAGAAAGCUAAUUCUUUGUUCUUGUUCAUUCCAAGAAUCUGGAAUCUUAUUGAAUUAUUAUGUAGACCAAAAACUUUCGACUUCUAUUACUGUGUAUGGCUCAGUACUCUCUAGUCAGAAACUUGUGUUUUAGAGAAACAACAGAAUGCAAGAAACGAACCGUCACUAACCAAUCCUCACAUGAAAUAAUGCAUCUCUACUUACUGUAGUAUCAGGUCAUUGCAUGGCCCAACUGAAAUCAUUCUUGCACUGCGCUCUCUUAAUCUAACAACAGAGGAUUGACGAUUGCCGCCAUUCGAAAAUCGUCAUUAGCUGAAAGACGAAAGAGGUUGUUAUGAGGUAAAUGGUGAUAAUCUCAAACUUGGUUUUCAAAGUUAUAAGCUCAUCUGAUCGCGCAACACGUGUAUAUUUGUAUGUAUUAGAUUUUGAUAGGU
Molecule: messenger RNA, 2684 nt
Organism: Arabidopsis thaliana (thale cress)
Lineage: Eukaryota; Viridiplantae; Streptophyta; Magnoliopsida; Brassicales; Brassicaceae
Product: Cytidine/deoxycytidylate deaminase family protein
Exons: 11
Coding region: 1011-2213 (400 amino acids)
Cellular component (GO): cytoplasm; nucleus
Molecular function (GO): tRNA-specific adenosine-34 deaminase activity
Source: RefSeq, marked reviewed